Molecule: messenger RNA, 1971 nt
Organism: Stylophora pistillata
Lineage: Eukaryota; Metazoa; Cnidaria; Anthozoa; Scleractinia; Pocilloporidae
Product: adrenocorticotropic hormone receptor-like
Biological process (GO): G protein-coupled receptor signaling pathway
Cellular component (GO): plasma membrane
Molecular function (GO): G protein-coupled receptor activity
Source: RefSeq, a predicted model, not a curated record
CCGGGCUCAGCGCCUUCGGGAACAAAUCAAAAAGUUGAGAUGGGUUUGCCAUCGGCAUCAAGUAUGUGUUCAAACAUUGGUCCUCCAAGAGCGCUCUCAUACUUCACAGCGUCCUUUUCAGUUUUCCUUACAAUUUUAACCAUUCCUGGAAACUUUCUCGUCUGUUUGGCCAUCAUAAAGGAUCCUUUCAGAAACUUGAAAACACCAUUUAACUAUUUCCUGCUGAGUCUAGCGGCGACAGAUCUGGUUGUGGGAACGAUUAUGGAUCCAGUUUCAAUUGCUUUUCACACCAGCGAAGCGCUUCAACUUGACAUUGUAGACAUCAAAAUCUUACAUAUUCUAUACUUCAUCUUAUGCACGGCGUCUAUUUUAACACUCAUGGCGCUUACUGUGGAUAGAUAUGUGGCCGUAUCGUCGCCAGUGAAGUACAAAACAAUGGUUACCUCCAAGCGCGCUAUUGUAACAUCCAUAUCAAUUUGGGUGGCAGCGCUGGGGUUUUCCUUUGUAUACUUUGAACUGGGUUUCAUAUUCUACUCCUUUAUUUUUGCAAACACUGCUGUUCUCAGCACGUUUGGGGUUCUAAUCUUUGUUCAUGUAGGAAUACUUAAAAGACUGCGACAGAGAUCGAGAUAUUGGCGAAAAAGGAGAGUAGGGAAGGGUACGGAAUCUGAUGAACAGGUCGAACAGGAGAGCCAAAAAAAUCUUGUCAUUACAAAGAAGGACAGCAAGGCAGCCAAAGCAUUGAUGAUUGUGCUUCUUGCAUUUUUUGCUUCGUUCACGCCAGCCUGUGUUAUGAUUUAUUUGUUAAAUUUUUGCUCCGGCUGUAGUUGUGUGUUGAUCCAUUGGUUGCGGGAUUUGCAAUUCUUAAUUGUGUUAUGUAAUUCUGGUAUUAACCCUUAUCUAUACGCAUGGAGGCUUCCUCAGUUCAAAAGAGCUUUCUACAAAUUUCUGCGUAUCAAGACACGUGCUAAGAUAAGUGACAUUACUACAACAUCAGUUCACGCCGCUGGCAAGCGAGAAACUAGCCAAAUACCUAAAACUAGCGGAGAAGACGAAAAGAUUUCACCCGUUUAAUAAAACUUAACAAUCAUAACACACUCUCCAAGAAAGUGUCCUUUCUUACAUGGAUCCCGGCGUAUAUAUUUGACAGUUUCUAAACUGAUAAUUUUACGAGUAAGGAGAUUUAAUUAGUCCAAAAGAGAUAAUCUUAUGAGCUUUCAAUGUAUUUUUUUUUUCGAUGUUAUGAAAAUAAAUGUUUAUAAUUAAGUGGAUUGCGUAAACUCUUCGUCUCAGAUAUCAAUUACCAUUACCACUUAGAAAGGACCAUCGAACUGAGUGAUAUAUUUGUUUCCGGGCCGGAUUUCGAACGAUAAAUCAAACUUUAGAUUUGUCUCUUCAUUUUAUCUGCAGAGAUUAGAUGAAGUAGGUAACAAGUGUACCCAUGUGUAGUCCACCACACAAAGCGUUGUAAUGAAUUAUGAUGUGGAAUGUACGAACCCCAAAUCACCGUCAGAUCAGUCCACAAACAUUGCUAAACAUAUUAGUGACGAUUAUGUGAAUAGCAUAAGACCUCCGCACACAGUUCUUUGAGCGGCGAGACAAACUGAAAUGAUUUCUGCAAUGUUGUCUUUUAGUUUCAUCAUUCUCAGUGGUUGCUUGUGAACAGCUUUAACUGCCAGUGCAACAUUACCCGCUGCUCGAAAUAUAGAAAUCUAGCUAGCUUCUAUGACUUGAAAAAAAUAAAACUUCAGAGAUAAAAUUUCAUAAUAAUAAUUGGAUUGUAGGUGCAGGAAAUAUUAAAGACAUGGUAUUAAGUUGCAUUAUUUAAAGCACCAAUGUGGUGUGUGUAUGAAAUUUAUCACAAUAGUUGGUGUAAGAUUUCGGAAAACCUGCGGAUAUGUCAAUUCUGUUUCCUAGUUUGUAGUAUUUUGUUUUUUGUUCAGUUAAAACAGGCGACAAGAAAUUAUAUGA